AUGUCCGGAUACAUGGACCAGAAGUCGCAUGGAAGCUCGAGUCCCUCCGCGUCGUCCUCAUUUCUUCCUCUUGGACGACGCGGGUCCAGGGCAUCUCUAGCGACGACGCAGACCGAUCGAGAAAACAUGAAUGCAGCUCUGGAUCAGAUUCACACUGCGGCCUAUCGGUCCGAUUCGCUAACGCAUUUCAACGACUUCACCAGCCCCCCGGCCCCGGCGCCCGCAUCAGAUGACAAGUGCCUCUCGGAAGAGCUGCAGGGAGGACUCAGUGGACUGUAUAGCCGUUUCAGAACCUCGGUAGGCGGGAUGAGAGACAUUGUCAGUGGUGGGGUAAAGUCAGCGGAUAGAAGUGUUGCGGAGACUCCUGCUGUCAAGAGCCCACCACCGGAGCGCUCGAUGACCAAGUCUGCGUCGGACCUGGCUGCUGGCUCCGCAGAUCAUCGCCAUCUGCCAUCGUAUCCCAACUCGUCGCAAGGGUCAAGACUACAUUCACCAGUUGUGGCGAAUUUUCAACAUGCUCAGGAUGCCGUGGCGCAGCCAAACGCCGGGAAAGGCUCUAAAAUAUCUUCCAAGAGUGCUAGCAUAUCUUCCAAAGCUUCUGUUUCCCCUUCUCCAGGGAUCAAAUCCACCAUCGCUCCACUCACAAAAUCCACCGGUGCCUCUAUCGCAGCCGAUCCAGCGAUCACCCAGCUUCACGUGAGCGCCGUGAAUACCAGUCACCAUUCUAGGAGCAACUCUAUCAAUGUCCCUGCCCCGGGCUUGAAGAGUGCCGACUCGGCCAGUAUCAGCAGCAAGGAUGGGCCGAUGGACACAUCCAUGAGCCAAACAUCUUCCGUGCCGAGCCAAAAUUUAUCCCAUUCGCCGGUGUUGUCCACAAAGACCCAUGAAAGUAAUCAUGGAGACCCUGGCUCACUGGAGGCUAGCGGAUCACUCCCACCGGCGGAUGGUUCGCUCUCCGAGAGUCGGCCCCGAAAACCGUCUUCUACAGAACAAUCUAGACCUCCAGAUAGCAUGUCCCAGUCGGCAGUUUCACGAAGCUCAAAGCAUACAGAGCCUCCCCAAGACUCGUCAUCCCAGCACCGGGAAAGCAGAUCGAAUUCAAGGAUGUCUUUCGCGCAAGAUGAGUCUGCAGUGCCGACGGCUACGUCGACCAAUCACCCAAAAGCAACUGCCAGUGAAGGAAGCCCAUUCCCUACAAGCUCAAAUGUUGAGAGUAAAGCUAAAGCCCCAGCUUCUCACAAUAAACCAGAAAAUAGUGAACUUUCAAAACUUUCUGCUUUGGCAACAUCCUUUGAUAAACCGCCCCCGUCGCCUACAAGAGGGCGAUUUCCUGGCUAUGUAACGUCCCGAGCAUCCACUGCUGAGACGAUGACAUCGGUGUCUUCUUUGCCACCGGUGUAUACAGCGGGUCCACGGGGAACUGGGCCUGUUCAGCUGGACAAGCAGCCCCCUGUGGCAACAGGCGAGAGUGGGGUUUCACAACUGCGAAGUAAAUUGCUCAGCCGAGAUUUCUGGAUGCGUGAUGAAAACGCUAAAGAUUGCUUUCACUGCGGAGAGCCUUUCACUACAUUUCGCCGAAAGCAUCAUUGCCGCACCUGUGGGCAAAUCUUUGAUUCUAGGUGCACGCUUCUCAUACCAGGAACGCGAUUUGGUCAGCCUGGCUCCAUCCGCGUCUGCAAGCCGUGUGAGGCUAUGAUCAAUGCACAUGAUGAUGACUCUUCUGAAUUCUCUGAUAGCGAACAGAGUCCCGUUGCUAUGAAUUCCCGGCUAUCAGAGCUCAGUUGGGGAAGCAAUGGAGCUCGAAUAUCUCCGGAUGAUGACGAUACCGCAUCAGUCGUAUCCCAGUCGAUUGACCAUGUUCUAAGGACCCCGACGAUGGCCAUUCCAGCCACUCGCCGCGCGGGCGAGGGGCACAAUCGUCGAUCGGCUGUCCUGGAAAUCAACUCCGACCGCCCUUUGACUAGGCCUACUUCGUCGCGCUCUCUGAGAUCAUCACUGGGACCUAGGGCACACUCUAUGAGCCACAAACGCCAUGGUUCUCGCCAGCAGCAAUAUAUUCGGAGCUUCAAGCCUUAUCAUGAAGAUCGGGCACCCUUCCAGCGCCGCAAUGCUGAUGAGUUCAGCGUCGAAUUCAGACUCCCUGCCUUUCACAGAGAUAACAUCAUUGAUCCAGACCUUGCUCAGUAUCUUUCGGAUGAUGCAUCAAGCGGUGAUGAACAGCCUAGUCUCAUGGCCGCGGUAUCUGAGAACAACCUAUCUAAAAGUGGCGGAGACCAUGAAAGGGCCACUUUUGGUGGAUUCCUGGCCGCCAUGAAGAAAGGCAGAUCUGCUUUCGGAGAUCGAAGUACUCCGAGUAUCAAUCAACCUGGACGCGAUGCAGACGAGGCCAGUCUCAGUAGCUCAAAGGCAGUGAACCUGCCCCGUUCCUCCCGCCGUCGGAAUCUAAGUGUCGCCAGCAGCGUACAUAUUCGCCAGUCCCCGCGGGCCUCAAAAGAAAGCAUGUUCCCCCAUGAUGUACCUUUCCCAGAGGCUCCCUUUCCUAUGCGCUUGAAAGACAGUGGUUUCAAGAUGACCAGAAGCUCAUCGAUGCAAGGGUCUGGUGCGCCGCCAGUCGAGCUCAAUAAAGCCAGCUUGGAACAUGUGCAAAGGCUUCUGCGACAGCUUCUAGCGGAGUCAUCUGUACCACACGGCGAGAGUUGGGAAAAUGCUCUCCUUCCAAUCCUUUUGAAAGCGGCGGAUGAGGUGAAUCCGGAUGUCCAGCACGGUGACGAUAUGGAUGUUCGUCACUAUGUUAAAAUUAAGAAGAUUCCAGGCGGCAAGCCCGGGGACACGUCGUACGUUUCGGGGUUGGUAUUCACCAAGAAUUUGGCUCUGAAAAGCAUGCCGAGAAGUAUUCCGCGACCCAACAUCUUGAUCAUCACGUUUCCUCUUGAAUAUGCUCGCCAGCAACACCAUUUUAUGAGCCUUGAGCCUGUCAUUCGACAAGAGCGGGAAUUCCUGGAAAACCUCGUGACCCGAAUCGCUGCUCUCCAACCAAAUCUGUUGCUUGUCGAAAAACAUGUCUCAGGGUUGGCUCUCCAUCUUCUCGAAAAAGCCCGCAUCGCAGUUGCGCAUAACGUGAAACCAUCUGUUCUUGAAGCCGUGUCAAGGUGUACCCAUACUCGGAUUGUCACGUCUAUGGACAAACUUUUGAGCCCGGCUCCACAUAGCGAUUGCAGCAGCUUUGAUGUGAAGACUUAUGUGCAUAAUGGCCGCAGAAAGACAUACAUGUACAUCUCUGGAUGUCGGAAAGACCUCGGGUGCACAAUCGUACUACGUGGUGGCAACGAAGAUUCCCUUGGGAAGGUGAAGGAGAUCACCGAAUUCAUGAUCUAUGUCGUGUACAGCCUGCGGCUCGAGACAUGCCUGAUGAGGGAUGAAUUUGCGAAGCUGCCUACAGCAUCGACUGAGGGUUCGAAGACAGUGUCCUGCAAUUUCGAGAAUCAAAUUGCAGUCAGCGAGAGCAAUGGAUGUCCCACAAACACAGAAAAUCCAGAAGACAAGCCAACUCAGGAUUCAACCGGUAAACCAGUGACCACCGAUAUCACUGAAAUUCCCGAUGAUGUUCCCAUGCCAACAUACUUCGACGACAUGGUGCAGGCUUAUCAAACAAAGCUUCUCUCUGCGUCGCCUUUCGUGAAAUUCGAACCACCAUAUCUUCUCAUGCGCGUGAGAGAGAUAGGCCGCAGACUGGCCUAUUUGAAACGCCUCCGUGACCAAGAUGGAUUUUCCGAAGAAAGCAUAGAUGAGAAGGCCAAGCCGCAGAAGUUCACUCUCAUUACUCCUGAAAUGGUCCACCAAUCUCCACACGAUGCUUCACCCAAGGUUAAAGAGGUCCUUCGCGCAGCCCAUGACGCCGAAUACGACAGGACACUCUACCAUUAUCAAACGCAGAAACGGCAAUGGGAGGCAUACGUUGCUGGUAAUCACGACAUGUUUGAUCCUUACGCUCACCAGAACAUUGUCGUCCUCUACAGCCUUGUGUGCACUACGACGUCUAUUCCAUGCUCUGGUCCCGAUAUCUUCGCUCUCGAGUUUUACAACGAGCACGAGGACGAUACGGUGUUUGAGUCGGAUUGUCCCUUGGGACAGUAUGUUCAGGAGCUUUGUGCUGGAGUGAACGAUGUCUGUACCGCCAACGGCUGCGAAAAGCGGAUGUUUGAGCAUCACCGCCAAUACGUUCAUGGAGAGGCGCAGCUCAGCAUUGUUGUUCAGCCCUACCCUUCCAAAAUACGCGGGUUACAAGACGCGAUGCUUAUGUGGAGUUGUUGCAAGAUUUGCGGCAAUGAGACCCAAGUCACGCCAAUGUCGGAGAAUGCUUAUAAGUACUCAUUUGCGAAAUACCUCGAGAUUACUUUCUGGGGGAGGAAUCUGCAUGCCCGUGCGGGAGUUUGUCCUCAUGAUCUCCAGCGAGAUCAUCUCCGCUAUUUUGGCUACAGGGAUCAUGCCGUUCGCAUUCAGUAUGACACGAUACAUCUUCUUGAAAUUAUCGUCCCACGGCCCCGAGUCACCUGGAAGGUUGAUAAUGAUUUGAAGAUGCGAAAUGAAGUCUUCAAGCGCACCGAGUCACGCCUCAACAAGUUCAUGCUUUCCGUCGUUGCGCGUUUGAAAAACAUUAAUGUCGAAAGUGUCAUGCCCGAGCUCCUCGAUAAAUCCAAGAAAGAAAUUGAAUAUUUGAUCAAGAGAGCCAGCGAGGACCAGGCUGCUUUGAUUCGCCAAUUGCAGGAGAAGUACAGCAGCUCGCGCUACUGGGAGGUUAUACCGCUAAACGAGGUUCUUCGUGCCGUUCAAGAGAAGGUGGUUGAAUGGGACACCACCUUUGCCGAAUUUGAACAGAAUUUCUUCCCAUCAGAGAAGGAUAUUAAACGGCUAGCAACUCUGCAACUGAAGAAAAUUUUCCUUGACAAGGAUACGACUGUGACAACGGAUGAUUCCCUACAAACUCCAACCGAUGUAGAGGACGAAAACGCUCAGACAGCUGAAAAGCCGCGGAUGUUGCGGCGCAUGACCCUUUCUCCGGAAAAAGCAAAGGAUGUUCUUGUGUCAGUUGUUGAAGAACACACUGGUAAAAAGCAACGAGAGAAAAAAGAGGAAGACAGUGCAUUGCCACCAUUGCCUACCUCUCCUACUGAAACGUCUCUGGCUGUCGAUGCUGUAAACGGCAAACGAUCCUCUCCGCAGGAUGAAGUAGUUGCGCAGGAAGAGGUCCGACAUCUUGAUUUGGCAGUUCCUUCUGGUCAGUCUGAAACGACGUUCCUCGACUCAAUCUCCCCGCCGACUCGAUCAUGGUCCAACAUGGAUGCACCGAUGGCUUUUGAUGUAGCCGGCGGCGAAAUUGAUCCACCGGAGUUGUCACCGAAGACGCCCGAGCCCUCAAAAAACAUCGAUUCAAAGGCGAGAGAAUGGGGUGCCAUCGAGAUACCAACUACUCCUCCGAACCGACCUUCCGCGAUUCCAAGACUGACUGAGGGGGCCUUCCGACGUUCCGGCAAGGCACGUUCUCCUCCACUGGUACGUGCACAGUCUCAGCCGGCGCAUCUUCUUCGAGAAAGAUCGCUUCCAGGCUUGAAACUCGGCCCAUCACCUUCAAAUGAGCCGGAGACUCCCCGGGGCGAUUCGGCCAAGCCAUCGGAAAAGAAAUUAACAGAACGCAUCGGAUUGAGCGCUCUUAAGAAUGGUCGAUUUGCCCCAGGACAUUCUCUCAUCCCACGGUCUAGUCCCAGUAAACGUGGCAGUUCUCGCGUGUCCAAUCUUGCUAGGCAUUUUGAACAACUGAGCCGUGAAUUUGAGAAGGAAAGACAACGUGAAAGACGUCAACGCGCUGCUCGAAGCACCCAUUCGCGUGCAUUCCCCCUGGCUUCUUCGAAACCCAUAGUUGAGGUCUACCGGAAUGUCAAAGAAGCUGUUGAAGAGCGAGAACCUCAGGUUGAUGGAGAAGAGACUGUCCUUCGAGCGCCGCAGAUUCCAACAGAUGAAUCAGGCAGAAGAAGUGACGAAUUCGGCGACCGGACCGGACAUCAACAAUUGGAACCCUCACCCCCGGGAGCAACGGUGGAUUGUUUUGAGCCAAGUCCAAUUGUUCGAUCUGACUCGCAGUUCAUAUCUGAAGGCGAAGCGGAUGAAGGCCCCAGCGACGAAGAGCAAAACGCAGGGGAGGAGUUGCACCCAGUGGAUUUGCAGGAAGAGGUCAAGUUACCCGAAGAUGACUCAAUUGAAUUCAAGGAUCUGGCAAAGCAUGAACGUACAUGGCUUCUGAACAUUCUGAAAAACUUCUGGUCCGAACGGUCUGCCAGUGGAUGGUCUGCUCUCGACUAUCCUCUCAGUGUGAACGAUCAUGUCUUUGCGGACUGCGAUAUUAUUGUGCGAGAGGACGAGCCUAGCUCUUUAAUUGCGUUUGCGUUGGACUCGUCUGACUACAAAGAAAAGUUGGCAAGCAUUCAACAACGAUUUGAUGAGACGGAGGAGCAGCUAGAAAAGCCUGGUUCCAACGCAGAAGAUGCCAGAGAGGCUCGAGUCGAACAUGCUCUCUUGCGGGAGACUGGCACACAUCUUAAGUAUCAAUUCCAAGAGGGCCAGGCAAGAAUGCUUUGCAAAGUAUUCUACGCUGAGCAGUUUGACGCACUACGCAUAAAAUGUGGCGUUGCUGAUCGAAUCGUGGAAUCGCUUUCCCGUUGCGCAAAGUGGGAUUCCAAGGGUGGUAAAACAAGGUCGCUUUUCCUGAAGACACUGGACGAUCGCUUUAUCCUUAAGUCACUGUCCCCGGUCGAGACCCAAGCUUUCCUCAAAUUCGCCCCGGCUUAUUUCCAGAUCAUGUCGGAGGCCUUGUUCCACGAGCUGCCGUCUGCCAUCGCCAAGAUGUUUGGUUUCUACCAGGUCAUCAUCAAGAACCCGGCCACUGGGACUGAAUUCAAUUGGUUCCUGUUGCUGAUGGAGAACCUCUUCUACGACCGAGUCCCGAACCGUAUAUUCGACCUGAAGGGCUCAAUGCGCAACCGCAAGGUCGAAAGCACGGGCGAGCGUGACGAAGUCCUGCUGGACGAGAACAUGGUGGACUUUAUCUACGAGUCCCCUCUAUUCGCACGAGAACAUUCCAAGAAACUGCUCGGUCAAAGCGUGUGGAACGAUACUCUUUUCCUGGCCCGUCAGGACGUGAUGGAUUACUCACUUAUGAUUGCCAUUGACGAGAAGCGAAGCGAGCUCGUUGUGGGAAUCAUCGAUUGCAUUCGCACAUACACCUGGGACAAGAAGCUUGAGUCAUGGAUCAAAGACCGCGGCUUUGCCGGCGGUGGUCGCAAUCGCCCGACGGUGACCAGUCCCAGGGAGUACAAGAGUCGAUUCCGUGAAGCGAUGGCACGAUAUGUCCUUCAAGCCCCAAGGUCAGUCUACACCUCCCCUUUCCGGCUUUCCAAAUAG
This is a messenger RNA of Penicillium cinerascens, 7452 nucleotides long. Its product is annotated as 1-phosphatidylinositol-3-phosphate 5-kinase FAB1. The transcript has a single exon. Gene Ontology annotation, molecular function: metal ion binding; ATP binding; 1-phosphatidylinositol-3-phosphate 5-kinase activity. Gene Ontology annotation, cellular component: endosome membrane; fungal-type vacuole membrane. NCBI's taxonomy places the organism in Eukaryota, Fungi, Ascomycota, Eurotiomycetes, Eurotiales, Aspergillaceae. The record is from RefSeq and is a predicted model, not a curated record. Gene Ontology annotation, biological process: phosphatidylinositol phosphate biosynthetic process. Bases 1 to 7452 code for a protein of 2483 amino acids.